Messenger RNA from Postia placenta MAD-698-R-SB12, 4527 nucleotides. RefSeq lists its product as hypothetical. The coding region runs from base 1 to 4527 and encodes 1508 amino acids. Gene Ontology annotation, cellular component: Golgi apparatus. Gene Ontology annotation, biological process: carbohydrate phosphorylation; N-glycan processing to lysosome. The transcript has 22 exons. The record is from RefSeq and is a predicted model, not a curated record. Lineage: Eukaryota; Fungi; Basidiomycota; Agaricomycetes; Polyporales; Adustoporiaceae. Gene Ontology annotation, molecular function: UDP-N-acetylglucosamine-lysosomal-enzyme N-acetylglucosaminephosphotransferase activity.
AUGUCCGGGCAAAAAAGCACAACAUUCCGUAGUUCCGACAGCCAUCCCCGCCUUGCUGCCUCGGAGGAAGCAGCAGUAGGAUGGAACAGCCUGCGGCGAGCAGAAAGCUACGCAAAUAUCGCCGGGAGUGAGCCGGGCCCUACGGCCCGACUGCUGGAUUCCCGCGACACUUCUCUGGUGCCAACGCUGGAGCUCACUGCCUCCAUGGGCGAGAUCUCGCGCUUUCUGACAUCGCCUUCCUCGAUUCUAUGUUUGGAGGCGCAUGGAGCACCUCCUGCCGUGCCUGGCAAGACAGGGACCUGGAGCGAUGAAGGUCAUCGAAAGGACGCACGUGCAGUCCCGUUCAGGAGCACUAUCCCUGGCAGACAGGCUGUGCAAGUAGGACGCUGGCAUGCAUUUCGCAAGAGCGAUCAAGGCGAAUCUGGUGCCGGCACUCAGCCAGAGGAUCCCGAAGACCUUGAUUGGGAGGAUGUUUGGGCGAGGAAGACCUCGCCAACGAAGCUUCCCGCUGAGCUUUCAGAACUACCCUGUGAAGAGAGUAUGGAACAGGUGAAGACCGUUGUCUACCUCUCUGACGGCUCACCGGAGGGGUUAUCUGCCUCUCUAGGCGCGUUCCCUUUCGCGACCAAGAUCGGACUCAUUGCUUCGUCCACACCAUUUCUGACCGGGCGGCCUCACACUCUGUUCUAUGGCAAAUCUGUACACUCCAGUGGUGCCGUAGGACUCUGCGUCAUGUCGCCUGUCCAACCCUCUGCCCAUCUUCUGUUCCCCAAUCUGGAACCUUUAACGAAGCCCAUGUUCAUUACCGAGUCCGAAGGCAACCUAAUUCAAUCGUUGGACAACUUGAAUCCUUCGCGAUUGCUACUGUCGGCUAUUCAUCAGCAGAACACCAAAACAAAAUCCGCCGGCAACCUACCACACAGCGACAUCAUUACCAAAGAUGAUCACUUCUACAUGGCUGUUCUUCGCGGUACUCCUGAAAGGCACCAAAUAUUCCGUCUGCCUGCGCAUACGUCGCCGGACAGCCUAUCUGCAUACUUGUCACCUUCGACACAUCAGUUAAGGAUGGCGGUGACGGUAGCCCGGUCAGAUUCCCUCUCAGAUUACAACCCCGACAAGGACGCACAUACUGUCGUCCUCCCUGACACGUUCCUGGCGGCGUCGGAAAACGGGUUCAUGGUGGACCGCCGCGUGGACGAUGCGAGCGCCGGUCCAAGGGAAGAUUUGAUGAAGCGGAGCCACGCACGGUCACUCUCGAUCGAAGACACGCCCGAAAAGCUGGCUUUCAAGCUGUUGAUAUCUGUCGAAGGGUUGCUAUCUCUCGCAAGGAAAUACGCACAAGUGAGAGGUGAGAGCCAUGGUGCUCAAGAUGCUGGGACCAUCGGCAGGCUGGGCCGUGUCGAUAGGUUCAUGCUCACGACCGCCGAACUCCUCAAGGUCUUGGCUAUCUCAGUAGCCCUCAUGGAUCGUCCAGUUCCUUCGCGGUCCUCAUUGAGACCUCAAUUUGAGAAAGAAUACUGUGCUCAACUGCCGAACAUCUCGUCGGAGCUUGUUCUUGUCACUCCCGAAGCCUUGACGGCGACGGACCAGGUUCAGUCUCGUGUUGCCAAGGCCUUGUCCUCUGCAAGGCUGCAUGUCCGCAUGAUAACUAAGGGUGACAAUGGCGAAAAUGUUAUAUCCCAGCUCCGGUAUGCCUUCAUGCGUAUCCUCGAGGCCUCGAGGCUAGUCCUAGGAAAUGGCCACGGGAAUAUCACCAUCAGACAUAAUUCCGUCUCCGAGGUUAUAUACACCGGUUAUGAGCAUCGCGAGGCGGCCUUCUUUAGGAUCACAAACUCGGACGAUUACUGUACGCUCAUUCGCGAAGCCCUUGACAUCGAGCACCUCGAGGUCGUCUUUGAAACAGGUCGUUUCAAGAACUUCGAACCUGGACUAACCUUCAAUUCCAAGCAGGCAGAGUGUCUGAAGAUCCUCUCCCUGCAACAAUUUCUCCCGCUGGCUCCUAAUGGCUACCCGAACCUGGUCAAUCUCUGCUGCACGUCCUACCAGCUUGUAAACGAGUCGAGCCUGUCUCGAUUCUUGAAACUGCCCAACUCGUGCCCCAAUCUGAAGGGACUCGUCUUCCGGUCUUCCGGUCCGGCAAUCCCUGUCUCCAAGGCCUCGAAGUUCUCUCUAGACCAGCCGGUUAUUAUGCGCAAUCUUUAUUCCAUCGAGUUGAAGGACUGCAGCUGGCUGGUAGCCUCGUGCCUCUUGCGCCACCUCUCCCUUUGCGCCGAUCAUGUUCAUAUUCAGGCUCACGAGCUGAAAGCGUCCACUGCACCUCUUGAAUGGUUUGAGGUCAAACAUCUUCCAGUUGAUCCGCUUUCUCAGCCAACAUCAAAAUGGCACAUCGCUCCUAAGGGAACGUUGAGCGAAUUCAACACCGAAAUGGCAAUUAUUGGUCUGCAUUCUAUCUUCGAUGGCCAGCCCGCCUUCCUGCAACACCUCGGCAAAUUCACGGAAACAGUCGGGCUCUUCGUUGACGAGCGCGCUAUCAAGAUCAGAUACCGCGGCGAGAAGGCUUCUCUUGAUAUGGAGAUGACGUUGGAUUCGCGGAUACACCUACUGCAAGGAUAUGACAGAUGGCUUGACUUCGUUGUUACAUGGGAUCUAGCUGCUUCGUCACCGAGGACAUCGCUGAGGCCAAUCAUCGACCUGCCGACUUCAUGUCAUGAAGCUCAUUUUUCUCGCGGGGAACUAUGCAACCAGCAAGUUCCCUCCAUAGACGUCCUCUGGACCUGGGUGAACGGGUCCGACAUCCUGCUGGAGGAGGCGAAAGGCCUGGCUCAGAACCAAUAUGCAUCAGACGACCCGUACAGACCAUCCGCAUCUAUCAUGCAGGCGCGGUUGUACCGCGAGCAUGACGAAUUGAGGCACUCGAUGCGCUCUGUUCUCGAUAACUUCCGUCCAUACACCAGUCGCUUUCGCCUUUUAACCGCCGACUUCCCUAUGCCAAGUGUCGUUGCUAAUGAAAGCAACAUAACCACACCGGACUCCUGGCGCCUGGGUCAAAUCCCUCAGUGGCUCGACUUGCAGAGACAAUCGGCACCAGGUGUUUGGCAAGAUGGGCAGAUAGAGCUGUCUGUGACACAUCACGCCCAAGCAUUUCGCCCGUACAACGGUACCAACUUCAAUAGUCUAGCCAUCGAGUCUCAGUUUGAUCAUCUGGCAAAUAUCUCAGAGGUCUUUGCUCAACGCGUGUUGCUCCCAGAACGACGAUCUAUUUAUGAUGAACCCUCUGUCGCCUCGUACGGCAUCGUGCUUCACCUCCAGUCAAACCUGUUAGUCAAGCCCGAGAGGCUCUUUGGCAAAAAUCAGGGGGAAUGGCGCAGCCUAGGCGAGAGCAACUUCCUGUUGAGCCAACGCUUCGGUGCACGCUAUCGGCCCUACGUCGCACACGAGGCCAAGACUGCCUCACGCGCGCUCCUGCACGAGAUGGAGAUGAUGUGGCCGGGGUCGUUCGCGCGCACUGCGACGCAUCGCUUUCGCGAGACGAUGGCCGGUGACGGCGACGUAAACUCGAUGUUCAUGCAUUCGCACUUCGUUGUGGAGCGCGCGCGCGAGGCGUUACUCUGGGCGUGGAUUGUCGGCCGCAUUGGUGGCCUCGAUGACACGUGGGGGGAGCGUGAGGGCAGGCAGGCGUGGACAGAGCUUGGCGGUACAUGGGGUGAGAACAGUUUGCUGGUGCAGAGCGGACACAGGGAGACGCUUGUGAAGAAGCGGGUGGAGCAGGCUUUGAAGGCGAGCGGGCUCAAGCCACAGAGUCUGACCUCGUAUGCAUUUUGUGAGCGUACAUUCUACCAGAUAAAGGACGACAUUGGUGCUAACGACCGCGUAGCUUCAUUGGAUGGCUUUCCCUACUCUGGGUUAGGCAUUAACGGGGCACCAAGCUUCCUGCGGUUCUCCCCGGACGUUGAUGAGGGUCAGUUGCCACGGUGUAGGAUCUCGUACGAUGAAUGCUUCGUCGUGAGAGACUACGAGGGAAACCCCAACUCCACAAGCGAUGUGCUCAAGAACAUUGCCUUCCGUCACACCCGAUGCGGGGACUGCGUGAUCAUGGCCCUGGUAAAGGCAAGUGGACCCCUCGGCUUGUCUGCCUUCCUUCCUCCGCCGGAACGAAGCCUGGUUAGGGAUGAUCACUUAUCCAUGGAGUCGGAUGUUCCCCACCUGCCUAUCGUAGAUGACUGGCAGCGAGGGGAUUUCUCACUUCGCGCAGUCGCAGUGACGGAGCAGGACAUCAACCUCAGACAAUGGACGCUGCAACUCCUGCAACGGUACCGCUACGUGAUAGGGGACACACCGUCUAUGUUCGAACGAAUCUCAACGCCUCGACAAACGGACCUGAUCAUCAAAAGGGUCGAGAAGAAUCGGAACGUCGCUCUGCUGUGUAUAAACGACGAUGUUGCUCGCCAAGAUGACGAAGUGGGUCGAAUAUUGAAACGUUGGCUAGAUAAACGCUGGAAGCGCAUCGCAGCUUGGGAACGCCAGUGA